CCUCCGUGUAGCAGCCAAACCGCCGCAGCCGCUCCAAAGACUUCACGUCCUUCUCUGAUGCGGAGGGCCUCACUCAUCCACAGAAGCAGAAGAUCACUGAGAACGUUUGCGUCAAAUGUGAAACAAAGGCUACGACGUUCAGUAUCGCGAUCCCAUUUGUCACGAGCUCCUAACCGCAACAACCCAAGAGUUGGUGAACAGGGAAGUGGGAGUCACUCAGCCGCACCGCGACCUGUGCCAGGUCACUCGGCAAUGGGGCGCCACAGGGAAGUAAGAGGUGCAAAUGACAAUGCAAUCACAAGGCGUGCUACUCAUCAUUCCAAUGCUGUCGAUUGUGAGAAAACGAAAAGCUUGUAG
Messenger RNA from Rodentolepis nana, 357 nucleotides. NCBI's taxonomy places the organism in Eukaryota, Metazoa, Platyhelminthes, Cestoda, Cyclophyllidea, Hymenolepididae. The record is from the annotation of a GenBank genome assembly.